UCGUUUCACGGAAGAGGCUCGCUCCACCCUCUGAUAAACACCCUCUGUGUAUAUAAAUGAAGCCAGAGAGGUGUUUAUCUCCUCACACACAGACGAUCUGCCGGCUGGAAGUCACAGCCAGUGGGUUUAGAAGAACCAGGUUACCCCCCCGGGCUGUCUAAUGCUCCUCUACCCCGGCAGACUGCGCUGCUCCUCGCAUUAGCUGCUACAGGAGAGUCGCUGGUCGUCUUCGCUGCGUUUUGCACUUUGGGAUUUACAGACAAACGCCGCCGUUGUUAGAACAAAACGGAUGUCAGUGUGGUGGUCAGAGAUGGGAGAGGGUUUGGGGCCUCUCUCCCCUGUAGGAUGGUAGCCGACAGCACAGUGGAAGGCCAUGACAAGACCCACUCUUCAAGCUCAUCGUCCUCGUCCUCGUCCUCGUCAUCAUCCUUCUCCUCAUCCUCGUCCUUGUCUUCAUCAUCUUCUCUGUCCUCCUCGUCAUCGCUUCGUCCAGAGUCGGAGCAGCUUCAGGGUCAAGCCGGUCCGAGCCCGAACCCGAGAACAGUCCCGUCUGUGUAUCUGACUCACUUCCGGACUUUCUCCAGCAAGGAGGACUGUAAGAUCAUCACCGACACGGCGGCGAAGCUCGAGCGCUGCGGCUUCUACUGGGGUCCUCUGGGAGUGGAGGACGCCCACCGCAUGCUGAGGGACGCUCCUCUGGGCAGCUUCCUCAUCCGCGACAGCCGGCAGAAGGACGUCUUCUUCACGCUGUCCUACCACGCCAAGAGCGGGCCGGUCAGCGUGCGCAUCGAGUACAAGCGGCAAAAGUUCUCACUGGCGGGCAACGAGCGCUCCUUCCCGACGCUCUUUGCCCUCUUGGAGCAUUACAGCAACUCUCCCAAGAAGAGCCUGAGCGUCCCGUACAGGAAAUGGGAGCCGACGCUGCAGGAGAUGUGCAGGAAGCGCAUCAUGGAGCUGUGUGGAGGAGCGGGCCGGGUUUCAGAGCUGCCACUCACACACGUGGUCCGAGGUUUCCUGAUGGAAUUCCCUUACAAACUGUGACCAUCUUGCCUUAUAAAGUCCUGACAGUAUUGUUUUUAAUCACAGGAAGGCAGCUUUUACCAAGUAACUGUGAACUGGAGGGGUUGGUGAAGCCUAUCCAUCAUGUUUGGGAGUCUGCGUCGCCAUGGUUACAGAUAAAAUCAACCUUUGAGCUGGAACAGUUUCUGAAGAGACAUUAUCACCACAGUUGUACACCAGCAGUCUCCAGCUGGACAGGGUUCUUGGAUGAUAUUUCAACAUACAUUACCUCUAGAGACUCAGCCCCCACUUGCACAUGGACAGAGGAAGUCUUGAGGAAAUACAAGAAGUUGGCUGCAUUAAGAGUGAACUACAGACACAAUAGAGCUUUUAUAGAAAUAAAAGAACUGAUGGGGUCAACUGAGACGGUUCCUCAGGAAACUGUUGGGCCCGUAGGAUGGACUUUUAGAUACAUGGAGUCUUGGUGGAGAGUACGGCACAAACCACCACAGACCGGGGAGAUUUAUUUUUGUAGCAAAAUUGAAAUACUCUAAUAUUGUUGAAUGUUUACAUCACACAUGAAUGUCUGUCCGCACUGAAAGGCUCUAACAUGUCACGAGCUGUGAAGUCUGAUAUCUAAUUGUACUGUAUUUAGAGGUAUCACACCUCUUGUUCAACUGUCUCUGCCAGGCAGACAACAUGUGAUAUCUGAUUCAGUUUGUCAUGACUGAAUUACACGUCAAUAUAUUUUUAAAAUUUUUUUUGCCUAUUAUAUUUUAAAUAAAAAUGUAUUUAAACUUA
This is a messenger RNA of Amphiprion ocellaris (clown anemonefish), 1800 nucleotides long. It is a transcript of the gene socs1a, whose product is annotated as suppressor of cytokine signaling 1a. The coding region runs from base 346 to 1041 and encodes 231 amino acids. The transcript is spliced from 2 exons. Gene Ontology annotation, biological process: phosphatidylinositol phosphate biosynthetic process; intracellular signal transduction. Lineage: Eukaryota; Metazoa; Chordata; Actinopteri; Pomacentridae. Gene Ontology annotation, cellular component: phosphatidylinositol 3-kinase complex. The record is from RefSeq and is a predicted model, not a curated record. Gene Ontology annotation, molecular function: 1-phosphatidylinositol-3-kinase regulator activity.